CAAGCGAAGGAAGGAGGUGGACGUCAUCUGAAAAGUUUUUCAUUCCUUUAAUUUUAUUGUAUUGGAAUGUUAUAUGAUUACAAUCUAAUAAUUAACAAAUUAGUGUCAAAUUUAAAUUAUUAGUAUGUAAUUUUUAUGUUUGUACGUUAAAUUUUUUGCAAUAACGAAGUGAAGGUGACGCUACAAACUAUUGUGUCGGUGAUGUAAUUUAGGUGAUUGGGUGGCUUCCUAGCUCUAGGCGUUACAAUGGAAGAAUCCUCGUUUACAAUUCCAGCCGACGACAAUGGUGAUACUGAGCUCGAUCCUAGAAUACAGGUGGAGCUGGAGAAGCUGAACGCGGCCACUGAUGAGAUCAAUAAGUUGGAACUGGAGCUUGACGAGUCGAUGAAAACAUUCCACCUACUACUGAACGAGACGUCCCGCCGCUUACAAGCGUUGACCAAACGUUUGGGCACGUGCGUGGACAAGUCCCGGCCGUACUACGACGCGGUGGCCGCUGCGACCAGCGCGCGCUCUGAGUGUCAGCGCGCGGCGGUGCAGUUCCAGCGGGCGAGUGAACUGCACGCAGCAGCCAAGGAGACAGUGACAUUAGCUGAACAGCGCUUCGUCAGCAAGCAGGACGAGUGGCAAUUCGACAACAACUGGCAGGAGGUGCUCAACCAUGCCAUUAUUAAGGUUAUGGACGCAGAAAAGAGGAAGGCGGAGAGUGGUCGUGAACAUCAAAAGAAAGCUGCCGCCUUUAUCACCGCUGAAAGAAAGGUGACUCAGCUUGAAGAGAAUCUCAAACGGAAUAUAAUCAAAUCGCGAAUCUACUUCGAAGAGAAGAAACUGUGUGAUGAGCAACUGCAAACACAAAAUGAAAAGAUUGAGAAACUGCAGCGACAAAUUGCAGAUGCAAAGUUCAGGUAUUCGAAGUCUCUGAAAGCUCUAGAGGAAAUUUCCGAAGAGAUACACAGAAGAAGGGGUGAAUAUCCACCCGAUAAAGAUUCCAUACCAGUUGGACCCAGAGAACCCGGCGUGGGCGCGGAAAAAGACCCAGUACAUGAUGAAAAUCAACUAGAUAUGGAUAAAGAUGAAGAUACCAGUCUGCAGGAACUCAGGAUGCGCGUCAGGGAACUAGCACUCAAACCAAAAGAUAUAGAAACAGAUGAAGCCUGGGCGCAAGAGCUCAACGAGACGAUCAACAAACUGGACCAAUUGCUGAUGAUGAAGGAAAAUAACCAGCAGAAAAGAUCGAAAUUAACCGCAAACCCGCCAAGGAAUUCUAGCGCGCCAUCAACCAGUACUAACACCGCGAAAUAUGAAAGCAAAGAGACAAAUUUGACAAGAAUGAAGUCCAGAAGCAGGGAAGUGGUGUACGAAAACCCGAUACCGAUUGGAAAAAGUGAGAAAUCCAAAAGUAUGAUGUCGUUAGACGUGCUUGCGUUGGCGAGAGACGCGUCUAUAAUGGACAGGGAAUCAUACUUAAAAGCAGUUAUUGAAGACAAAUCGCCGACUGGAACGUAUACAGAGAGCAAUUCGGAUAGAAAUGACAGUCCAGAUGAUAUUUUAAUGGUAGAGUGUGAUUCCAGUGAUUCCAACCAGAAUCCAGUGAUCAGAAUGACCGGGACCACCGUCACCGAUAGUGAUAAUAGUUAGACUCUAGAUAAUAUAGCACGUUUAUAGAUUAAAUUGUAAAGUUCUUAUUAAAUGUGGUUGUAUAAAUUUUAUUCUUAUUCGAGAUUUGAUCUCGCGGAAAUUUUGACUUUGAUAAUUAGUAAUGAAAAUUAAAGGGUUUAGUGGUUGUUUGUCAUUAAAACUUGGUUCCUAAGAAUUUUGGACAUUUGAAAAAUACAUUUUAUGCAAACAUGCGAGAGGUUUUAUAACAAAUAAUUUCAGUAUAAUAUUCACACAAACAGUAUAUAAAAUAUUUUAAUAUCAUUAACUAUAUUAUAUAAGUAUUAGAUUUGUUAAUAUUAGUAGGCAUGGGUACUUAUUUUUGAAGAAAUUCGGUAGUGAAAAAAAUUGAAAUGGUAAAGGGAACAGGGUAGCAUUGUACUGAGAUGGAAAUCGUAUUGAAACUUAAUAGAAACACUAUUAUUGUAACACACCCCGUGAAUAUUAUAUUGACCUUUUUAGUCUAACUUUAAGAAAACGCAAACACAGUGCAAAUUUUUGACUUGAUAAUUCUCAUUUUUUUACAUGCAAAAACACGGGUUUAUGACUUGUAGAGUUCUUUAGAAAUGUAGCUUUUUAUAAUGUUUAUUUUCAUGUCAUGUUUAUAAACCUUUAGUAAAUAUAUUUAUAUUAUUUUAUGUUAAUAAUCAGCAAACUGCCAGUUUGAUAAUAAUUUCGCAUAAUAUAUGCAUUUACACCACACAAGUCCUGUAGGUUGUAAAAUGUGUUAUAAUAAGGUUAUAUUUUGCAGUAAUUUCAUAGCAUAUAAGGUAUUCCUACGAUAAAUAUGUUGAGUGUUGACUUAGUUUAAUCAUUAAUGCAUUCAGAGUGAAACUUGGCAGUCUUAAAAAUUCUGUAUUUUCAAUGUUAAUUUUAAGGCAUAUUUCAUUAAUGACUAAUAUUAUAUUUACGGUAGCUAUGGAAAGUUACUAAAACCACUCGAAUAAUUAAAUAUGCUAAUAGAUAGAGUGAUAAGUGCAUUGGACUAAUUACGAACCUAGGGUAUCUAUAAAAUAGUCCUCUCCCAGAAACUGCAUAAAGAUAUCAUUCAAACCAUUAGCCUUAUCAUAAGUCAUAACCUAUUCUCUUUAAUACUUUCAUAGAAUAAAAAAAAAUAUUAGUAUGCAUAUAACCGUAUAAACCUUUUGAAUCCUCCUUUAAACCCUCGUUCUUAAUUACCCCAAUGCACAUAAUUUUUAACGACGGAAGACUGAAACAAAGUCUAAACCAUCUUAAGUUAUAUUUGUAAUGAAUCCCACCAUACGUAUUAUAUUCUAAGCGAUGGGAAAAUGAAUAAAUUAGUUACACCAAUUUGAAUGCACAUAAUGUUAACCUUUUUAUGGUGUACUUUACACUAUUUUCUUGAUGUUUCACAUUUUCUAAACUAACACGAAUAUUGUAACAUGUUAUUUCUCAAAAGACAACUAAUAAAGUGAUAAAUAAAUGA
Colias croceus (clouded yellow) is the source of this 3103-nucleotide messenger RNA. Its product is annotated as SH3 domain-binding protein 5 homolog. The transcript is spliced from 6 exons. Gene Ontology annotation, molecular function: protein kinase inhibitor activity. The coding region runs from base 247 to 1638 and encodes 463 amino acids. The record is from RefSeq and is a predicted model, not a curated record. Gene Ontology annotation, cellular component: cytoplasm. Gene Ontology annotation, biological process: negative regulation of protein tyrosine kinase activity; intracellular signal transduction. NCBI's taxonomy places the organism in Eukaryota, Metazoa, Arthropoda, Insecta, Lepidoptera, Pieridae.